Messenger RNA from Eublepharis macularius, 3954 nucleotides. RefSeq names its product family with sequence similarity 135 member B (gene FAM135B). The transcript is spliced from 19 exons. The coding region runs from base 1 to 3954 and encodes 1317 amino acids. NCBI's taxonomy places the organism in Eukaryota, Metazoa, Chordata, Lepidosauria, Squamata, Eublepharidae. The record is from RefSeq and is a predicted model, not a curated record.
AUGUCGGAGGUCCAGGGCACUGUGGAGUUUUCUGUGGAGCUACACAAAUUUCAUAAUGUGGAUCUCUUCCAAAGAGGGUAUUAUCUGGUACAUGCGAGUCUGAAAGUCCCAUCUAGGAUACCACACCGAUUGUUGACAACUGUUGUGGAGCAAACAGGUGACCCAAUCCUUUCUUCAGCCUGCAUCCAUGAGAACAGUGUCUACAGUAGGGUAUUCCAGAUCUUGUACAGGAACGAAGAGAUCGUCAUUAACGAAUCCAUGAACUUCAGAGUCCACCUUCUCUUGGACGGCGAAAGGGUGGAAGAAGCUUUAAGUGAAGCAGAUUUUCAACUCAAGCUGGACCUCCUCUUUACAGACAGCGAACAACAGCUGAGAGACGUUGCGACAGUCCCGGUGAUAAGCAGUCGCACGUUGGGGCUUCACUUCCACCCAAGGCAAGGCUUACACCACCACGUCCCGGUCAUGUUUGACUACUUCCACCUAUCUGCAAUCUCUGUGACUGUACAUGCCUCCCUAGUGGCAUUACACCAACCCUUGAUCAGCUUUGCUCGCCCGGGGAGAGGCUCAUGGCUUGGUAAAAGCAGCUUGGAAACCGGCCCAGAUCCAACUGGGAUGUCGCUUGAAAAUCUGGUGUUUGGGGCUGGCUACUGCAAGCCUGUUGCUUCAGAGGGCAGCUUUUAUGUACCAUCUGAAAACUGUAUGCAGCACGCACACAAGUGGCAUAAAGACCUUUGCUUACUGCUGCUGAAAGCUUACCGAGGACUUCACGUGUACUACAGUGCCAUCAUGAAGGAGAUCCCCAGUUUACCACAGUUGAAAUUAGAGGAUCUUGCUGUGGAAGAGACGCUGUCCCAGCUCUCUGCGGAGCUUCAGAUGCUGAACAAUCCAGAGAAGAUAGCAGAACAGAUCAGCAAAGACCUCACCUGGCUUUGCUCCCACCUUUUGGCUCUCUGGACCCAGUUUCUGGAGGUGGUAACCCUGCAUCCCGAUGUCACAGCCUCUCUUGUCCAAGAGCAUCACACUCUAAGGGUAAGAAGAUUCUCUGAGGCUUUCUUUUAUACUGAACAGCAAAAGCUGGCUGGGCUGACCUUUCAGGAAAGCCUCAUCCAGCAUCACAGCCAGGUUUCUUCAGAAGUCCGGAACUCUGAGUACCUCACCAGUAUGCCACCCCUGCCUGUAGAGUGCCUCGACAUUGAUGGAGACUGGAGCACGCUGCCCAUCAUUUUUGAAGAUAGAUAUAUAGAUUUUCCUUACAAAGUUCAGGGCUUAGACAUUUUAUCAAACUAUGUGGUUCCUGCUGUGGACAAUUCACAAGUGGACUUAACAGAUAAAAAUGAGGGGUCCUCCUCAAAUGAUAUCACUGAACAAGCAAAGGGAGUUUUUGCAAAAGAUAUCCCAUUCAUUAUCCAUACAGACAGGAUAAAUAGGAAAUCAAUAUAUACAUGCAGCUAUCUGGAAGACUCCAGGGUGGCCAAGACUUCCAAGGACUACAGCUCAACUCAGGUAUAUGGAAUGGAUGGAGAUUGCCACACCCGUGAAAAUCAACCACUCCCCAUUAGCAAUGUGACAUCUGGCUUGCAAUCAGAUCUCCUGAAAAAUCCUGCAGAAGGCCUUUGGACACCAGUGGAGUUUUCAGGAAAUGAUAAGCAAGUGACAAAGGAGACAUACUUGAAUGUAAACCCAGCCUGUAAUGGCGUCCAUGAAAAAGAACCAGUGCUAGUCAUGACAGCCCUCUAUGACGGUGAUACUUGUGUACCUCGGAAACAUUUGGAGGGGACAGUACUGAACCGAAUAGCUAAGCAUGACCCUUGUGGAUCUGCUCUCAUUUCAGACAAACUCGCAUUUAAUGAACAAAACAGCCAGGAGAAAGCGGUAGAUCCAGGUGGUGAGGCUGUAUCGUUGGCCUUGAGUACAUUCGAUAUAAAUGUCCAUUUUGACUCGUUGAACCAAAGAGACAAUGUUGAAGAGACCAACUCUUUUCAGAAAGAGCAAAGAUUGCAGGAGUGUGAAGAAUUUAGUUUGACGUCGGGGGCCAUUAAGAGAUCAUCGUCGUUAAUCUCUGACUCAGGAAUCGAAAGUGAGCCCAGUUCAGUCGCUUGGUCCGAUGCGCGGAGCAAGGCCUUAGAGCUGCCCAGCGAUCGGGAGGUCCUCCACCAGCUUGUCAGAAGACACGCUAUCCACAGGAACUCUCUGGAGGGUGGGCACACAGAAAGCAAUACAAGUUUGCCGAGUGGCAUACAAGCCUCCCUCACUUCUAUUAGCUCCUUGCCUUAUGAGGAGGAAGAGAGGGAAGCAGAACCCAACAAGUUGACCAAAUCCAUUUCUGCCCCUCAGAUCAGUAGCCCUGAAGAUUCUGUAGAGGAUAAGGAUAUCUCCAAACAUGCAAAAACCACGUCAGACUUGGACAAUCUGGGAAGUUCAAAUGACCAUUUAGACACACACAAUGUUUGCCUCGAUGAAUAUGGUGAGGAGAAGAAUUUGCACACAAGUCAAAGUCUGUAUUCUGCAGAUGGAGAGUCUUUCUCACACUGUGAGGUUCAGGCGUCAGACUUUUGCUAUGUCAUCCCUUCCUCGUCAGAGGUGAUGCCCAGUGCUGUCUCCCCAGAGGAUUCCUGUGGUAGUCCUGUUACCAGUGGCAACUUGGCAACAGGUGAUUUGGAAAUACCCACCUUUCAGGAAAUUGAACUGGGCCACAGGUCCAGAAGUGAAUCUUACUGUGCCGAACCUGAAAAAGGAGAGCUCAGAAUUCCGGCCAACGGCACAGGGUGUCACUCUUCGGUGGCAGAAGUAUUGGUUCCUGAGAGCAAAAAGGUUGUUGAGGUGGUCAACCUGUCUGUUUCUUGCACGGCUACGUGUCUUCCCUUUUCUUCAGUUCUUAAAGAUACCCCACCAAUGUCUGGCUUUUCCUCCAAGCAGGCCACUUAUCCCAUCACACACCAACCAGUGGGUUCCUUUGGAGUCAUCUCCUGUGAACCUAGAGAUAAAGAUGAAGAAACCAAUGAAAGAAUGCUUAGUUUUUAUCAGGCCAAAGAAAAAUUUAAAAAAGAACUGAAGAUUGAAGGAUUUCUGUACAGUGACUUAUCUGUCCUAGCUUCUGAUGUCCCAUAUUUUCCACCAGAGGAAGAGGAGGAGAAUUUGGAAGAAGGGAUUCACCUGGUUAUCUGCGUACAUGGGCUGGAUGGUAACAGUGCAGAUCUCCGGCUAGUAAAAACAUUCAUCGAAUUGGGUCUUCCUGAUGGAAAGCUGGACUUCUUGAUGUCCGAACGGAACCAGAUGGAUACAUUUGCCGACUUUGAUACGAUGACCGACCGGUUGCUGGAUGAGAUUAUUCAGCACAUUCAGUUGUACAAUCUGUCGAUCUCACGAAUAAGCUUCAUUGGACACUCCCUUGGCAACGUCAUCAUCCGUUCGGUAUUAACCAGGCCCAGAUUUCGCUAUUACCUCAAUAAGCUGCACACUUUCCUGUCACUGUCUGGUCCUCACUUAGGAACCCUUUACAACAACAGUACUCUGGUUAGUACAGGCUUGUGGCUCAUGCAGAAGCUGAAGAAAUCUGGCUCGCUUUUGCAGCUGACUUUUCGGGACAAUGCAGAUCUUCGGAAGUGUUUCCUCUAUCAGCUGAGCCAAAAAACAGGUCUUCAGUAUUUCAAGAACGUCGUUCUGGUAGCCUCGCCCCAGGACCGCUAUGUACCAUUUCAUUCUGCAAGAAUAGAAAUGUGUCGAUCAGCUCUGAAAGACAGGCACACAGGUCCCAUUUAUGCCGAGAUGAUCAACAAUCUCCUCCGGCCUGUCAUCGGAGCGAAGGACUGCACUUUAAUCCGUCACGAUGUGUUUCACGCUUUGCCGAAUACAGCCAACACGUUGAUCGGGCGAGCCGCCCACAUUGCAGUGCUUGAUUCGGAACUGUUUUUGGAGAAGUUUUUCCUUGUGGCAGGACUCAACUAUUUCAAGUAG